Aspergillus tanneri is the source of this 1281-nucleotide messenger RNA. RefSeq lists its product as uncharacterized. The transcript is spliced from 3 exons. The coding region runs from base 1 to 1281 and encodes 426 amino acids. The record is from RefSeq and is a predicted model, not a curated record. NCBI's taxonomy places the organism in Eukaryota, Fungi, Ascomycota, Eurotiomycetes, Eurotiales, Aspergillaceae.
AUGGGUCGUCAAACAGCUCGCCGUCGGGAGCUCAUCGCUACGCUGCACCUCAUUCUGCAUAAGGUUAAGCAGUCGAGUAUCUGCAACCGCCCAUGUCGCCUCGUUUCCGCCGUGGUCAGUCGGUAUUUCCCCACCAACCGUACAAUGGCAAUGGUCAGACGGCUGGCGAGCUCGUAUCUCUGCGGUGUCACUGCAAUGGGAAAUGACCUGGUACUACCUGGGAACUUUCAGGGAUAUCGAGCUCGACAGUCGACUGGACCGGCAUCAGUGGUUGACGCCAUAGUACUGCUUCGGGCAAGAAACCGGCUUGGAGUUGCGUUCGAUACUCGAGGACAACUUGAAGCCACUCUUUCCCAUCGAUGCAGAGAUCCCCCCAUAUUUCCAUCGUCAUCUUCGUCGCUGUCUGUGUCUUGUACGUCAUCCUGGUGGUGCUAUCACUCCACGCUCUCCGCCACAGCAUCGUUUCUGGGAAUGUCGACAUGCUACAACCUGCAGCCCCGAAGCGGACGGCACCGUAAACGAGACACAGCUCCAACGGACAUCUCUGGCACAGCUCUGGCACAGCGCGAGGCCAACCUUUUGCGAACGAUGAUCCAUCGUUGCGAAAACAUUAUUGCCCUGCAGAAGAGACUCCUCAACACUAAAACCGAGGAGCUCAGGACAGUGAGGCAUCAGAUGGAAGAUGGCCGGGCGCUUGUCAAACAGCCAUCUGCCCGUCCCAUCCUGACCGAGAAAACUCAGCUCUGCGAAUCCGUCGUGAUUAUCCAAUUGCGGAUAGAGCUCCCGAAGAAGGACACGCAGUUCAGCGUCGCGCGGGGGCAGUUGAGGCGCCUGGAGGACAAUGUCACUGCAACCCAGUGGUCCUUCGGAGAAGAAUCACCAAGUGGAAAAACAGCUGGCCAACGAGAGGGAACAGGCGGAGGCCAAUUCCUUGAACUCGGAAUGCCCAGCUCGUCGCCAUCGAGGACCGCCUGGCCGCUGGCGAGGCCCAAGAGCUGCUCUCUCGCGGCCGGCACAAGCAGAUCGACAUCGAGUGCCAGCAGCUCGUUAACCAUAAUAACGAGCUCGAUGCCCAGACCCCUCGAGAACGAGUCACUUCAGGCUUCGCUUGACCAGCUGUCCCAGCAGCUGGAGGGACCUGUGGUGACUAUCCAGCUGGAAGGCAACGCUGCCCUUGGGCAGGUCUUUUUCCUACAGAAAGAGCUCGCGACAGCCCAAUCGUCGGUGGAAAACACAGCUAGGGAAGCACAGGAAGCCCUCGCUCACACCAGCGGAACCUAG